CAGCAUCAUGACUUCGGAUGCAGUCAUCAAUACCUAUCUCUCUCUCUCUCUGUUAUGCGCUUUAAUCAACAUCGCGCCCACAUGCUCACACUUGACACAGGGCCACUCUGGCCCCGGCGCUUUCGGCAUCUGGGUGGUACUGCUGAAUACUUUUGGUUUCGUCAAUGGGGUCAUUUGGAGGUCGGACGCUAUCAACCGCUCUCCUAUCUUCUGCGACAUCUCGAUGCGGAUAUUUAUGGUCGGUCCAAUGGGAUUAUUGAUGGCCAACCUUUGCAUUAUCCGAUAUCUUUCAUCGGUGGUGACUCCAAACCGAGUCGUGGAUGGUAAAAGCGAUAAACGAAAAAGAUUGUUCCUUGACUACCUACUAUGUCUUGGUUUUCCAUUGGUCCUUGCUGGGGUUGCAGUCAUAUAUCAGGCAGGACGUUUUGAAGUUAAUAGGCUUGCGGGAUGCUCAAACAUUUCGGCUCUUGUGUGGCCCACCUUCGUUUUGUCAAUCAUAUGGCCCCCCAUCAUAUGUGGCGUCUCUUGCGGAUACUCAUUAUAUGUCAUGUACUGGUUGGCUCGUCGCCAUCACAACUUGAAACAGCUUUUGGGAAGGUCUAGCUCACCCUUGAACAUGUCUCGUUUUACUCGCAUGGGAGCAUUUUCGGCCACGUACUUUUUAAUCUCAGCACCUGUCACCGCGUACGGCACACACGAGAUCAUAGUGGCGUCAGGUCCAUACAUUCCCUGGGAAUCAUGGGCAACGGUGCACAAUUCAUGGAAUAAGCUAUCAGAUGUCCGACAGAAUCCACUGUAUCAGUAUCAGCUGCGUGACUGGCUAUCCAUCACCGCCGGACUUGUUCUCUUUGUUUUCUUCUCAUUCGGGGGAGAGGCUUCCUUGUUUUAUCUCAAGAUCUUCCACUGGAUAUGCCCGGGGAAGUUUGCGAGGAUCUGGAAACGCAAAACAGAGGUUCUGUUACCUAUUCAUGCCUCAGCCCAACAUUCUGAGAAGAAAAUUAUUCAGACGAACUCAUCGCAAAGCUCUUUCACCACUCAGGAGAGGCACGAAGCUACGAGGGACUCAUGCUCGCAAACUAAUUCACACCUCAAGAAUAUGCUGUAUCUUCACGGCCAGCCUACCAAUAUACGCUCGGGACAGGAGGCGCCUGGUAUACUCGUAUCUGUUGUACAGGCUGAAAGUUCAACCUUAUCAGAGCAUUGAGCACGGAUUCUCAUUUUGAUAGGUAUUCUUGGCUUUAAGGACGAGAUAUAUCUUGACACUCAAACAUUUCAUAAAAUGUAUAUUCCGUACUACCAAUCAUCGUUUUUGUCAAUUGUGCCAUAGCUAAACCGAAAUAAAAUUUUGCUCGUGUUUUCGAUUCUCACU
Messenger RNA from Melampsora larici-populina 98AG31, 1369 nucleotides. RefSeq lists its product as uncharacterized. The coding region runs from base 8 to 1204 and encodes 398 amino acids. Gene Ontology annotation, cellular component: membrane. The record is from RefSeq and is a predicted model, not a curated record. Gene Ontology annotation, biological process: G protein-coupled receptor signaling pathway. Lineage: Eukaryota; Fungi; Basidiomycota; Pucciniomycetes; Pucciniales; Melampsoraceae. The transcript is spliced from 6 exons. Gene Ontology annotation, molecular function: mating-type factor pheromone receptor activity.